Molecule: messenger RNA, 588 nt
Organism: Musca vetustissima
Lineage: Eukaryota; Metazoa; Arthropoda; Insecta; Diptera; Muscidae
Exons: 1
Coding region: 1-588 (195 amino acids)
Source: RefSeq, a predicted model, not a curated record
AUGGAUCCCAGCAAGCUGUUGGUCAUAACAGAAGAUGUGAUACCCGAUGUUGUUGAAAUGGAUCAAAAAAAGGUGAUUCGUGUUAAUCCCCUCGACUUGCCACCCAUCAAAGAAGAUCCCAAUAAAAUGAGCGAAGAUUCAUCGCUGUACAAAAUUCAAUCGAUAAAACCCUACAAGGGCAAACGUAAAUAUGCCAAUUCUCAAAAUAUGCGUCGCCUUAAGGGACCGGCUGAAGCCAGCAGAGCCAACGAUGGUACUCCAGUGGCCGAUUCACCCAUCGUACGAGGAUUGCCACCAGCCAGCGAACCAAAGUUUGUAAAACCUAAACAUCAGCCAAAAAAGAAACAUUUACAUUUUCUUUACAAUCAGGACGAUUUGUUAGGUGAUGUAGUAACGAAGACAAUGCGUGUCCAUGUAGCACCGGGAGCCUAUCCAGUCUUUUAUGCUGUGGCCAAGACAAAUGGCAGUUUCGGUAAAUAUCCAUUGAAGAAUUUCAGUAGCGCCCGGGAAUUUAGAAAAUAUUUACAAAAGAAUAAAGUGGAUAGUUUGGCAUUGGUGGAAACUGUGUAUGAUAAGGAAUUGCAAUGA